CCUGAGUGCUAUGGCGUAUUCCAAUAUAUAUACAUUCAGUGUUCGUGACAUAGAUUCGUUGUCAAAAUGGUGACUGCUGCUUUUCAUUGAAAAGGUAAACGUUGCACCGCGUCGAUUCGUUUUUCAAUUCUCGUGUUCUUCGGAUUGCGUUCGCAUAAUUCGCAUGGCUAGAAAGUGACGUAUUAUGUCCUCGUACACGUUCUCGCAGAAGCUGUUCACGCCGACGCCCCCGGAGCGGGGCAGCUUUCCGCUGGACCAUGAAGGCCGCUGCAAGCGCACAAUGAUCAAAUAUAUGCGCUGCCUAGCCGAGAACAGUAAUCAGAAUGCGAUGUGUCGCGAUAUUGCCAAGGAAUAUCUCGGCUGUCGUAUGGACCACGAUUUGAUGACGCGCGAGGACUGGUCCAAACUCGGUUUCGCCGAUGAAAUCAAGAAAACGUAACACCGAGAUCGUCUUCAAGAGUGAUAUUCCGUAUCUCGCAAAAAAAAA
Linepithema humile (Argentine ant) is the source of this 487-nucleotide messenger RNA. RefSeq lists its product as uncharacterized. Gene Ontology annotation, biological process: mitochondrial respiratory chain complex IV assembly. NCBI's taxonomy places the organism in Eukaryota, Metazoa, Arthropoda, Insecta, Hymenoptera, Formicidae. The record is from RefSeq and is a predicted model, not a curated record. Gene Ontology annotation, cellular component: mitochondrial intermembrane space.